Euleptes europaea (tarantolino) is the source of this 1299-nucleotide messenger RNA. RefSeq names its product pyruvate dehydrogenase kinase 2 (gene PDK2). NCBI's taxonomy places the organism in Eukaryota, Metazoa, Chordata, Lepidosauria, Squamata, Sphaerodactylidae. The record is from RefSeq and is a predicted model, not a curated record. Gene Ontology annotation, cellular component: mitochondrion. The transcript has 12 exons. Gene Ontology annotation, molecular function: pyruvate dehydrogenase (acetyl-transferring) kinase activity. Bases 10 to 1266 code for a protein of 418 amino acids. Gene Ontology annotation, biological process: protein phosphorylation; regulation of glucose metabolic process.
GGGGCCGCGAUGCGUCUCCUGCGGUGCCUCCUGAAGGGCCGCUCGGCGCUGGCCGGGGCGCCGAAGUACAUCGAGCACUUCAGCAAGUUCUCGCCGUCGCCGCUCUCCAUGAAGCAGUUCCUCGACUUUGGAUCCAGCAAUGCUUGCGAGAAAACCUCCUUCACGUUCCUGCGCCAGGAGCUCCCCGUCCGGCUGGCCAACAUCAUGAAGGAAAUCAAUCUCCUCCCGGACCGCGUGCUGAGCACCCCCUCCGUCCAGCUGGUGCAGAGCUGGUAUGUGCAGAGCUUGCUGGACAUCAUGGUGUUCCUGGAUAAGGACCCUGAGGACCAAGGGACACUGGGACAGUUCACGGACGCCUUGGUCACCAUCCGGAACCGCCACAACGACGUGGUUCCCACUAUGGCGCAAGGUGUGAUCGAGUACAAGGAGGCUUAUGGGGACGACCCAGUCUCCAACCAGAACAUCCAGUACUUCCUGGAUCGUUUCUACCUUAGCCGAAUCUCCAUCCGCAUGCUGAUCAAUCAACACACCUUGAUUUUUGACGGCAGCACCAACCCGGCCCACCCCAAGCACAUCGGCAGCAUCGAUCCCCACUGCAACGUCUCAGAGGUGGUCAGAGAUGCUUAUGACAUGGCCAAGCUCCUUUGUGACAAGUACUACUUGGCAUCUCCAGAGCUAGAGAUCCAGGAAGUGAAUGACACAGGAACAGGACCUCACUCUUGGCCCACAAAUCAUCCCGACCAGCCUAUCCACAUGGUCUAUGUCCCCUCUCACUUGUACCACAUGCUCUUCGAGCUGUUCAAGAACGCCAUGAGGGCCACCGUGGAAAGCCACGAGUCCAGCCUCACGUUGCCAUCCAUCAAGGUGAUGGUGUCCCUGGGGCAAGAGGAUCUUUCUAUCCGGAUGAGCGACCGAGGAGGCGGGGUUCCUCUUCGCAAGAUCGAACGCCUCUUCAGCUACAUGUAUUCCACAGCACCCAAACCAGAACUGGGCACCGGUGGGACGCCCCUGGCUGGCUUUGGUUACGGGCUCCCUAUUUCCAGACUCUACGCCAAGUAUUUCCAAGGUGAUCUUCAGCUCUUCUCCAUGGAAGGCUUUGGGACAGAUGCUGUCAUCUAUUUGAAGGCCUUGUCGACUGACUCAGUGGAGCGGCUGCCCGUGUACAACAAGUCGGCGUGGCGCCACUACCAAACGAGCCAGGAGGCCGACGACUGGUGCGUGCCCAGCACGGAACCGAAAAACACUUCCACCUACCGGGUGACCUAAGGCCUCGCCUUUGUUUCUCGGUGGCGAGGGCCU